UUGUUCCUCGUUCUGCUCUCUCAAGACACAAACUCUUUUAAAUCAAUCUUCCUGUCCUUAUCCCGAUCGCCGGAAUUUUUUUUCUCCGGUGUCGUUAAAUUCCCCCACUUCCCCUGUUCUUUUAUUAUCCCUAAAAAAAGGUCUGACCUUCUGAUCGAUCAUAUAGAGAAGAAGCGACUUCCGUGAAAUGAUCUUGGUGGCCUAUGUAUGGCACCGGCGGUUUUGGCUAACCUAAACGAACCCUUGUUUACGAGAAGACAAUGUGGCGCCGUUUUUAUGAGGAAACACACUAACCUCUCCGACGAUUUCACCAACAACCCUAACCCUAAUUCUACCAACAAGCAGUUCUCUGAUGGAGACUACGUUUCCUUCGAUCUCGAUUCCUACUCCUCGAACCAGCUCAGGGAGCUGAAGAAGCGUCUCAAUUCCGAGCUCGAGCAAGUUCGGUUCCUCAAGGAACGGAUCGAAUCGGGAACCUUCACGACUGCUCCUGCUCACGGAAUUGGUCUUAAGAAGACGAAUAAGAAGAAGAAAACAGUCCACGGUCAUGGCGGUUUGGAUCUGGAGUCGGAGAAGGCGUUGAGGAGUAUGAUGUCGUCGUGCGUUCAGAUCUUGGGGAAGCUGAUGAAGCACAAGUGGUCUUGGGUGUUCAACACGCCUGUCGACGUGUUGGGGUUAGGGCUUCACGAUUAUCAUUUGAUUGUGAAGAAGCCUAUGGAUCUCGGCACGGUGAAGACGAAUCUCGAGAAGGGGGUUUACGGAUCUCCGGUCGAGUUCGCGGGGGACGUUAGGUUGACUUUUACGAAUGCUUUGGCGUAUAAUCCGAAAGGGCAAGACGUUUAUAAAAUGGCUGAGAAGCUUCUGAGUCAGUUCGAUGUUUGGUUUGGUCCGGUUUUGAAGAGGUUUGAGGCUCAGCAGCAGGGAUCGUCUUCUCGUCCUCGGCCUGUUGUGUCCGAACUCAGCCAAAGAGUUGUGUCGGAGAAUAAUGCAAGGAAAGGACCUGAACAGAUUUCGAUAGCGAAAAAGCUUGAUUCUUUAAAGCCUUUACCUACAUUGCCUCCUCUGGUUAUGGAGCUGCCACGUGUCCCGUCACCGGCUAAGUUACCAUCACCACCACCUCCCCAGCCGGUUAGCAAAGUUGAAACACCUCCUCCCCAACCUCCCCAACCGGUUAACCAAGUUGAAGCACCACUUGAGGUGGGAGAAGCGACGUCUAAGGGAAGGAAAGGGAAGUUACCGAAGCCGAAGGCUAAGGAUCCAAAUAAGCGAGAGAUGACGAUGGAAGAGAAGGCUAAGCUCGGUGUGAAUCUACAGGAGUUGCCUCCUGAGAAGCUUGGGCAGUUGAUUCAGAUUCUUAAGAAGAGAACCACGAAUCUGCCUCAAGACGGAGACGAGAUCGAGUUAGAUAUCGAGGAGCUUGACAAUGAGACUCUGUGGGAGCUUGAUCGUUUCGUCACUAACUACAAGAAGAUGGCGAGCAAGAUCAAGCGGCAAGGGUUCAUACAGAACUUGUCGACUCCGACAAGAAAUAUGCCUCCGGUGAUGGAAAUGGGAAGUGCUGAGAAGAGAGUGAGGAAAGGAGGAGAUGGAGGAGAAGAGGAUGUAGACAUUGGGGAAGAUAUUCCAAUUGAGGACUAUCCAUCAGUGGAGAUUGAAAGGGAUGGUACAGCCGCUGCUGCUGCUGCUGCAAGUGGUGGGUCUAGUUCUUCUGGCAGCUCCAGUUCUAGUGGUGGAUCUUCCUCUAGUGAUUCAGACUCGGGGAGUUCAUCAGGAAGUGAUUCAGAUGCUGAUAGUGUGCAGUCACCAUUUGUGGAAGCAAAAGGACAGUGAUAAGUGGUUUGGUCGAAUGAGAGUGAAGUGGAAAAGUUUUUAGAUUCCUAGGAUGAAGAUGAAGUGGAAUAGUUUUCUUCUUUUUUCUCUUUCAAGUUAAGGUUCUUUAGUUCUUUUAGAUUAUUGGUGACACGAUGGACAGAGGUUGAGAGUGACCUUAGCAAAAGAUGAAGAGGAUCACUUGGUGGUGGGUUUGUUCCUAUUUGUCGCUUUUGUACAAAGAAUGAAGAAGGAAUCUCUGUUCGUUUUCUUUAUAGAAGCAUUAACUUAUAACA
This is a messenger RNA of Raphanus sativus (radish), 2105 nucleotides long. Its product is annotated as transcription factor GTE2. Lineage: Eukaryota; Viridiplantae; Streptophyta; Magnoliopsida; Brassicales; Brassicaceae. Bases 208 to 1830 code for a protein of 540 amino acids. The record is from RefSeq and is a predicted model, not a curated record. The transcript has 3 exons. Gene Ontology annotation, molecular function: protein binding.